Aspergillus melleus is the source of this 1419-nucleotide messenger RNA. RefSeq lists its product as uncharacterized. Gene Ontology annotation, molecular function: transmembrane transporter activity. NCBI's taxonomy places the organism in Eukaryota, Fungi, Ascomycota, Eurotiomycetes, Eurotiales, Aspergillaceae. The coding region runs from base 1 to 1419 and encodes 472 amino acids. Gene Ontology annotation, biological process: transmembrane transport. The transcript is spliced from 4 exons. The record is from RefSeq and is a predicted model, not a curated record.
AUGGCUGGUAUCACUAGCAACGAGGCUCGUGUGCCUCGGAACAGCUUGCAUGCGUUCUAUCGAGGCACACUCUUCAACUCGAUCCUCAUCGGUCUAGUCAGCUUUACACAACCAGGGAUAUGGGGUGCUCUAUCAAACCUUGGAGCCGGUGGGCUGGCGACUCCAUUUUUCGUUAACGCGGCAAAUGUCAUCACCUUCGCGAUUAUGAUAUUUAUGAGUCCACUGUUCGCCGUUCUGAGUAACCGAUGGAGUUUGAAGUGGGUUCUGGUUUUCGGAACCCUUGGGUAUGCGCCUUAUUCGGCAUCCCUGUAUACGAACAGUGUUUACGGGACGCAGUGGUUCAUGCUAUUUGGGGCGGCGACCUGUGGCUUUUCUGCGGCAGCGCUCUGGGUCUCCGAGGCAGCGAUCGGUGUUGGAUAUCCCGAGGAGCAUCGCAAAGGAACAUACAUUGCCAUAUGGUUCGGCCUUAACAAAAUUGGUUCCAUCGUGGCCACUUCAAUUGAACUAGCCUUGAAUGUCCAAGGCGACCAGAAGGGAACCAUCAGCCCAGACACAUAUCUCAUCCUGAUCGCACUGCAGUGCCUAGGUCUUCCACUCGCCUUCCUCGUCAGUCCGGUGAACAAACUAAUUCGCAGCGACGGCACACGACCGACUCUUCCCCGUCGAACCACCAUAGCCGAAGGAUUCCGCGGCUUCUGGCACGUCUGCAAAAGACCCGAAAUCGCCGCUCUGAUUCCCAUAUUCCUGACUAGCCAAUGGGCACAGACCUACGAAGGCAAUUACCUAGCGACAUACUUCACCGUGCGCUCGCGAGCUCUCGCAGCAUUCGUCGUCACCUGGGUCGGACUAGCCGUCAACAUCGUCUACGGCUGGUUCCUGGACAGCAAGCUUAUCGGUCGACGGUCGACGCGCGCGCGAGCCGGCUGGAUCCUGCUGAUCGCAUCAUAUACCGUCACCUAUAUUUAUAAUCUCGUCGUGCAGGCCGAAUACGCACGCACAAACCCGACAUUCGAUAUCGGAUCGCCCGGCUACGCCCGUGCCGUGGGUGUGUACUGCCUCUUUUUCGUCCCUUACAAUGCUUUCGCGGUAUUGGGCUAUUGGGUUCUCGGAACGUUCGACCGGAGUAUCGAGAAUUUGACGUUCUCGGCGGCGUUGCUCCGUGGGAGCGAGUCUCUGGCAAGCACGAUUUCGUAUGCGCUCGGCGCGUCGAAGGAUGUCUCGCUGUUGACGAAUCUGAUCGUCGCCGCGGUGUUGUUUUGGGCGUCCGUUCCGACAACGACGUGGAGUACGUGGCAGGUCAAGGAUGAUGACGAAAUCCAGAAUGAGAUUGAAGAGACGGCGAGUACCGGUGAGAGUGGAAGUGAGAGCCACGGUCAGACGGAGGGUGUUAGUGUGCUUGUUAAGGGAUCAGGGGCCUGA